AUGAAGUACUAUAAGCUCACAGCUCCUUACCAUCCCUCGACAAACGGUCAAGCUGAAAGAUGCGUACAGACGGUCAAGGACGCCCUGCGCGCGAUGUCAACAACCGAGAGCACUCUUCAAAGCAACAUCAACGAGUUCCUGCGACAAUAUCGGAAAGCUCCUCACGCUACCACCGGUGCAUCCCCUGCUCAGCUUUUCAUUGGGCGUGAUCUGCGCACAAGACUCAACCUUGUUCUCCCAGAUGAUUUACACACCAAGAUUUCUGAGAAACAGAAGGCCAGUUUUGAUGCAACCUACCGUAAAUUUCAUCAGGGAGACUUGGUAUAUUUUCUCUCAGAAAAUCCGCGCAUGGGCAAAUGGAUUGUUGGAGAAGUCGUGUCCUGCUUGGGAGAUUUGCACUACGAAAUUGAAUUUCACGGCAAACGGUUCAAGAGGCACAUUCAUCAGAUUCGCAGUCAUGAGCAUUCAUCAGAUCAGGGAAAACAAUGGGAGCAGCAGAACCUGAUCGUGUCGUUGGCGACAGAAUCAAUUGCGGUGCACCACGCAGGACACGUUUCUAAGGCCAAGCCCAAGCUCAGCCAGAGCAGCCACAAACACCAAGACGAACUCCAGCACUUCCGGCUACACCUGUAG
Agrilus planipennis (emerald ash borer) is the source of this 633-nucleotide messenger RNA. RefSeq lists its product as uncharacterized. The transcript has a single exon. The record is from RefSeq and is a predicted model, not a curated record. Gene Ontology annotation, biological process: DNA integration. The coding region runs from base 1 to 633 and encodes 210 amino acids. Lineage: Eukaryota; Metazoa; Arthropoda; Insecta; Coleoptera; Buprestidae. Gene Ontology annotation, molecular function: nucleic acid binding.